CUAGGCGCGGUUAUAAUUUCAUGCGUGAGACAUGAUCGUGAUAUCAUGACAUAGAUAUUGUUCAUAGAUUUUUCUGUCUUCCUCUACCCCUUCAACGGCAUUUUUAUACUUAGUGUACACUUAAAGGCAUUCCAGUACCUUCGAACUACAAGAUGCCAGAGGGUGCGGGGAGCCCUCGAAGCGAUGCUUCCCACCAUGUUGGGCCUCACAACAAAAAGAUCGGGACGGCUCGCGAAGCUUUCACGCUUUCAGUUAAGGAAAGGUUGCUCUCUUAGAUAGAAGAACGUUGUAAAAUUAUUUCUUCUCUAAUCCGCCAGGACUCAGGAUAUGUGGGGUAAGGUGGCUCGUCUUUGCGCCAGAUAUUGUUGGCCGCUGGAUGGAAGAGUGCUGCUUUCAAGGUGUACAUGGACAUGGGGGAGCUUUGCUUCCUCGGGUCGCUCUUUUUUGGUGAUCUCUACUCUUGUACUGAUUACCCGCCCGCCCUUUGCCCUGGUCUCGUUGCGCCGCUUCCUUGUGUCGUGGCCAGCGAGAUGUGCGCCCACCACGGCAACUGAGGGCCGGCCCGGAGAACUUCAUACUAUCUUUUUGUCACUCUUCCUCUAAUCCCCAACUGUUCGAUCGGCGGGCCAGGACUCAGGAUAUGUGGGGUAAGGAGCCGAUGUUCUAUAAACGAAAAUUCGAUGAAGGCCUAGGCUCGAACACCCUCGUCCACAAGCAGUCGGGAUUGCAGUUAUGAGAGAUUGAUUCUUGUAGUUUUUUCGGAAAUUUUCUUAGUCCAGCUUGUUGUAGUUUACUAGCACAGUUGUACUUAUAGCUAAGCAUCAGAAUAAAGCCGCUUUGUGAAGAUUUCAAAUAAUAGGCACGGUAACUCUGGUAGUACAAGUACACAGCACUGCUGGAAGAUUGAAUUAAUCUAGCAACGAAAGCACGUGGAAAAGUGUAGAGGCAAGAAGAAAGAAAUGUUAUUAACACUUGAAGAAGAAGUGGGAAGGACUUACUUACUAAAUAUUCCUCAAUACCCCUCGAAUGGGUACACUACUACUAAUCCUACUACUACUGAAGAACGGCAACCUUCUUCGUUUUUCUAAGUCACGUGUUGAGAAUAUUCGCGGAUAUAGUGAAUCGCACCGAUAAGCGGUUUCCACCAGAAGGGAGGGACAAUGUCUGUGUCUUCCUCUGGACAAAGAGGAGUGAAGUGCCAAAAUUGCUCAAAGUAGGCCAAAACAAGCAAUUGUGGCCUGAUGUCUUGCGGAAAGAAUGCAGUGUGUGGGAAGAAGAGGUAACAAGUAUCUAGAUACUCUAAUUUCAAGUGUCGAUCUAGUUUUUCUUGUGUCGCUGAUGCUAUGGAGAGAAUCACCGUAUCUAUCAUGAUAAACAGGUUUCUCAGCAUCACCAUUCCUUGCACGAGGCUAGUACGGCAACUCGAACCUCAGCGACGACGCGGACAAGCGCCAGCAGCGUCUCCAUGGGUUCUUUAGGUGCAGUGGCAGAAGAGUUGGGCCCGAUAACACGAGUCUUUCUGGGCAAUUUCACUACUCUAGAGGUCGAAGACUUUCACCAAAUGGCGGAGAAGAAUGGCGUCAGACCUUUCAACGACAAAGAGGGCUAUGCGCAUGCAAGUACUAUAAUUUGUGUCUGAUAAAAAUUUAUCACGUUGAUCUGAGUAAAUUGGUUUGACCAACACAGUCACACGUGUAAGAAAAAGGAGGUCCACUUGUGAAUGUACAUCACAGCUAAAGUCCACCUAGUGGAAAUGCUGACUGGGAGGCCAUUCCGGGACUGUCUUCGUGACGGAACUGUAGAGAGUUUUGAGGUCGGGGUGCCGAUAUACGUGCCCUUCUCCUUUCUCGCGCAAUGCAGGGAUGCGUAUGGUUAGGGCUAAAUUAAAUUAGCAAGCCUGAAGUUGCAGAUAUUAUUAGCGGUCGUUGUAAAAAUAGGAGUGUCUCAUAGUAUGUAAGCCGAGAUGAACUUCUUGAUGCGUCCAGACAUAGAAUACGCACACCAAUCAAUCAGGCAAUCAACCAAUAAUUCAGUCACUCUCACUCAUCUUCUAACAUCUCGCCAGUCAGUUCCCAGUGAUGGUCAGCGUUUGUCUCGCGGAUUAUUCACGAGAGACAGUGACCUUUUGGAAUGAUCGACUAGUUGACGCCUGUGCAGCAGGCGAUCCGGCAAGAGUAGAGUUAUGUCGUUGAAGGAUCUACUUGGCUCAGAAUUCUUGGCAGAUUUAACACGCUGUAAUCACGGAGAGGAGUUUCUAUCCCCCAACUGUGAGCAUUUUCUACUGAAGCAGACGAUACCGCCUUCUUGAAAAACUGUCUUCGUGAAAAGAAUUCACGCUGUAAGCCUUACAUAACAAAUAAACUAUCUACUGCACCUCCUUCCACAUCCACACACCUCUAACAUCCGAGUGUUUCGCGAAUGGCGCAGGAAUCAACCAUCAAGAUGUCAAAGGAUGGACGCCACUUCAUGUCGUAGCCAAUAUGCUGCAUGACAGAGCGUUCAGGGAGAAAAAUAGGAAGAAACAAGUCCUCGACAUCUUGUUGAAAAGAAAGCCGAAUGUACUUCGUUACAAAUUGUUUUUUUUUGGUCACCGUUACAAUUGGUUUAGCAGUAGACCUCUCCACAAUAAAAAAGCCGAGGCAUAAUAAAUUUGCUUGUCGAAUUUAAUUUGCAGGGCACGUCAUUCUCUCUCUACAGUAUUUUGAUUUUCUCUCUACAGUUUUUAGAUGAUUAUGAAGCUCUGUGUCGUCCACUCUACACACAGAUGCACAUUCGAACCUUGAGAGGCGACUUGGCUGUUGAUUUGGCGGAAGCGAGGGGGUUUGAACUCUGCGCAGAAGUGUUACGAGCAGAGAACCUGAUACGUAUCGGCAAAGAAACACCACCGGAGAUGAAGCAGGAUCCACCUUUGAAGCGAGCACUUCGGGAUGCGCUGUUGUUUUAAUGCAUUGAAGACAAUCAUUUCAUGUCAUAUCUGUGAAUUCAAAAGUAUAAUUUCAGUUUGGAACAAAAAGUUCAACGAUCAUCUUCGUGCGGUGGUGCUUUUGUUUCUUGUAUUUCAUCUUUGAGCUUGAUUUUCAUAUGCUAUUAAAUGUAAAUGUGAACAGACUGAAUAUUCGAGCAGCACUGGCUUCCACCUCAUAUUUCUAACUCGGGAAUUACAUGCGUAUCAAAAGGAUCUAGAUAUUAAAACUCUUUUCAUUAGAUACAUGCUGGCAGUUGUUGCAUUAUCAACUAAAUGUUAGGGACACCUCGCGCACCAUUGGCUGGCACAGCUACAAUGGGCAAUUGCUUGAGAGAGGAUGUCAAUUAAUCUUCUGAACUUGCUGUGAAGAAGGCUUUGUUUGCACAGUAAAGGACAGUUGCUUUCUUCCGUGUGUGAAAGUGUCUGAUCAAAUUCUGUGCUACAUCAGAGAAGUAACCGCCUCGCUAUGCCAGUUCAAUAUGUUCCCACGGAUGGGACUGGCACAAUGGCGUUGCACAAUAAGUGGUCGAUGAGCUAAUAAUAGAACAGGAUCAUGAAGCAAUAUCACGAAGAAACGGUUUCGAGUUUCAUUCCAAAGAUGAUUCGCAGUUGAACCUGCUGUUGGGUGCAUUACAUGCAGCCUCUUUUUCAGCAGGAGAGUGCAACUCCAUGAUGUCCUAGUAGAAGCGACUUCUCCCUCGUCUAGA
Amoebophrya sp. A25 is the source of this 3672-nucleotide messenger RNA. The record is from the annotation of a GenBank genome assembly. NCBI's taxonomy places the organism in Eukaryota, Dinophyceae, Syndiniales, Amoebophryaceae.